Molecule: messenger RNA, 1563 nt
Organism: Akanthomyces muscarius
Lineage: Eukaryota; Fungi; Ascomycota; Sordariomycetes; Hypocreales; Cordycipitaceae
Exons: 4
Coding region: 1-1563 (520 amino acids)
Source: RefSeq, a predicted model, not a curated record
AUGGGCAUUCCACAUCUCAUCUCGACGCUCGACCCCUACGUGCAGCAUGUGGUGCUGAAAGAUGUAGAUGUGGUGGUGGAUGGACCUGGGCUUGCACAUCAUGUACUCCAUGUGUGUCGCGUCAAUGGCGUUGAUCACCCUUCCUAUCAAUUACUGGGCAGAACCGCUGUGGCUUGGCUCGAUAAAUUGGCUUCCCAGAAUGCAGUCAUUAAGAUGGUUUAUUUUGAUGGAUAUCUACCGAAGAUAAAACCCUACAAGGAUGGGAGACCUGAGACCAAGCCGCUUGAGGCACCGAGCUUCUUGGUCCCUGCAGUUAUCGAGGCAUUACGGCGGUCCAAGCAAUACAAGCCCAUCGUCCAGGUGGUGCCCGGUGAGGCAGAUGGCUACUGCGCCAGGACAGCCGUGGAAAUUGGAGGAGUCGUGAUCACGUCUGAUUCCGAUCUCCUGGUCCACGAUCUCGGCGCGGGGGGUGUUGCGCUGCUACGAAACAUAUACGAAGACGACGGCGGUGUUGUACGAGCUGCCGUGUAUCAACCCCGAGAAAUCUUUCACACUCUCGGCCUCUCCGGGAGCGCGAACAUUUGCCGUUUUGCCUACGAGCAACCCGUCAAGGAUGAGCAAGGCUAUAAAGAGUUUUGUAUUCAAUAUAGCGAAGAAGAGCGGGCAGCGAUUCCCACGUUCCACCUGGGAGAUCGCCUCGCGCUGGAUGGGCUUGACCCGCGCUGGUCGGAGCUGCUUCUACAAAUAUCACAAAGCACGCCAAGCAACGAGACAGUAGACACGUUUCGCAUGUUUCUUCCCGUGCUUAUCGACAGCUCAGAAAAAGGUACGGCGUGGGAGAAUAGCAGAUACAUCAGACAAUUGGCGUAUUCGCUCGCACGGAACAUGUUGCCCGGCAUCAGCGGCUCCGUACACGAGUACCGGAGAGUCCAGACCCGGGACCAAAGUGGCCGCCAGGUGACUCUGCUCUCCCAAUCUGCCAUCCACACUGAGGUCGCAGAUCUGGCAGAUACGCUUGAGCGGUUAGCUAUACUCCUACCCGGAAAGCGAGACGCUCUGCAUUGGCAUCUGGCCUACAUCAUCCUCGACAUUCGCGGAUCCGCGGCAGACGCAAGAGCUUCCUUUGUCGUGGACAUGCUGCAGCAAGCAAAGUGGCCAGGCGAGCACGCGGACACCAUUCCAUGGACCUUUGUCCAUUUCGUAGCUCAUCUACAAGCGAUAUACUACUCGCUACGAAUGCUCACACAGCUGAUACACGCAAGCAGGGCGGACGCGAAAGCACUGGCCGGCCCAUCCUUUGCAAAGCUUGCGCAGGCAUUGGACAGAUUGCCACUGCUGGAAGACUCGCCGGACGCGAGAGGCGUCAGCAAGCUGUUAAGAACUGUUCCGGCGGGCAAAAUCUCUGGCAUUUUGGCGCACUUUGUCGAGUUACCCAAGCCGCAGAAGGAGAACGAGAAAACUAGAAAGCGGACCAAGAAACAGAAAAAUAACGGUGCCGUUUCAAAGAAACCAGCGAAGUCCAUAGCAGCGAGUAACAUGUUUGGGCUAUUGCCGAUGGAUUAG